Messenger RNA from Pollicipes pollicipes, 958 nucleotides. Its product is annotated as putative mediator of RNA polymerase II transcription subunit 12. Bases 23 to 958 code for a protein of 311 amino acids. Gene Ontology annotation, molecular function: structural constituent of chitin-based larval cuticle. Gene Ontology annotation, cellular component: chitin-based extracellular matrix. The record is from RefSeq and is a predicted model, not a curated record. NCBI's taxonomy places the organism in Eukaryota, Metazoa, Arthropoda, Thecostraca, Pollicipedomorpha, Pollicipedidae. The transcript is spliced from 3 exons.
GCUACACACCAGCUAACCAAGCAUGACGCUGCUCCUUUUGGCCUUCUUGGUGGCUGCCGCCACUGCGGCUCCCCAGGCCCAGGACUUCAACAGCCAACAGUUUAUCAGCAGCGGUCCGCCAAAAAUCCGCAUUCUCAGUCAAAGGUUCCAGCAGGACAUAAGCGGCAGCUACGAAUACGCUUAUGACCAAAGUAACGGACAGAGGAUGGAGGAGGUGGGUCGAGUGCAGCCGGGACCUCAGCCAGAGACCGGCAGCAUCUCCCAGCAGGGCAGCUAUCAGUUCAUUGCCGACGACGGCAACACCUACGAGGUCAGCUACGUGGCCGACGAGAACGGCUUCCAGCCUCAGGGCGCCCACCUGCCGCAGGCUCCAGCUCAGAUCCCCGAGUACGAGCAGCUGAGGCGGGACUACCCGCAGCUGUUCUGGGCCGAGAACGGAGGGGCUGGCAUCAUCCUCAACGACCAGCAGCAGUUCAACCAGCGGCAGUUCGAUCAGCAGCAGCUCAACCAGCAGCAGUUCAGCCAGCAGCAGUUUGAUCAGCAGCAGCUCAACCAGCAGCAGUUCGACCGACAGGAGUUUGACCAGCAGCAGAUCAACCAGCAGCAGUUUGACCAGGUGCAGUUCGAACAGCAGCAGUUUGAUCAGCAGCAGCUCAACCAGCAGCAGUUUGGCCUGCAACAGCUUAACCAGCAACAAUUUGACCAGCAGCAGGUCAACCAACAGCAGCCCCAGCUGCAACUGGUAACCGCACAACAAUUUGAUCAGCAGCAGUUCAAUGACCAGCAGCUCGAUCAGCGGUUCGAUGGACAGCAGCUUCAGCAGCUAGAUGAUCAGCAGUUCGACCAGCAGCCGUUGAAUAGACAACAGUUCGAGCAGCAGCAGGUCAAUGACCAGCAGCUAAAUCAGCAACUCACAUUGCCAUUGUUGGACACCCGAGUGGGAGACCUGUUUAUCUAG